Nematostella vectensis (starlet sea anemone) is the source of this 1901-nucleotide messenger RNA. RefSeq lists its product as uncharacterized. The transcript has 11 exons. The coding region runs from base 294 to 1304 and encodes 336 amino acids. NCBI's taxonomy places the organism in Eukaryota, Metazoa, Cnidaria, Anthozoa, Actiniaria, Edwardsiidae. Gene Ontology annotation, cellular component: U4/U6 x U5 tri-snRNP complex. The record is from RefSeq and is a predicted model, not a curated record. Gene Ontology annotation, biological process: mRNA splicing, via spliceosome. Gene Ontology annotation, molecular function: U6 snRNA binding; U4 snRNA binding; protein binding.
AUUUAGUUAUAGCAGUAAAGGCAAAUACACAAGCGAACUCCAGGAUUUUUCCCGUCGUAUCAUCUUCCUUGCUUCUAACUUAAACCUUUGGAUUUUCUUUAUUUAUAUCCUGGCUGCUGAAAAGUGAUGGCUUACAAAUAGAUCAUAACCACAACCACAUUUCUCGGAAGUCAACAAGGGAGAGCUGGUGCAAAAAUACGAAAUUCCCGUCCCUGGGCAUCCAUGAACGUAAACUGUAUCCAAGCCGAUGUAGUCACAUUAAACCAGAAAACAUCAGCCGAGUGAUAUUUUACAUGGAGCUGAGGCCGAAGCUCGAGUUCUUAAAAUAUCAUCAGGGGAAUGUCAGGGGAGUUGCAUUUUCUCCAGUGGAUCGAUACCUAUUUUGUUCUGGUGCUUAUGAUGGCAAGCUAAAUAUCUACAGUGCAAGGAAAUGCCGACUCCUGGGAAGUUAUCCUAUAAACACUCUAAGCAUUGCAAGGAAUAUCAAUGGAGUACGGUUCACAGCAGAUGGACGUAAGAUACUUGCUACAACAACAGCAAGAAGACUUGCUGUGCUUGACUCUGAGACUGGAGAACAAAUCUUAUCCUAUGACAACUGUGUGUUUAAUGGAAGAGACAGGACUGGGAUUGCGGUGGACUUGCAAGGGAGCCCUCAUGUUGCUGUUGCCACUUGUGUUGAUGGGCAUGGCCUCUGCAUCUUUGAUCUAAGAAUGCCACUGCCUGCGGAAAAUGUCUACAAUCUGCAUGGAAGUAUCAUCCGUGACAUCGUGUUUAUCCAUGACAGCUGGCCCUGGUGCAAGGGCCAUAGUGCUUUGCUAACAGCAUCUGUAGAUGGAACCUCAAAGGUCUCUACUUUAGAUGGUUACACCCUCCAAAGCAUAGAUAUUGGAUCAGCUAUCAAUUCGGUUGCUCCAACUCCUGAGCCAUUUGGAUCCAUGGCUGAUGAUGGCUUUUACAGUCUUAUCAUGUAUGGUGGAGAACAGCUGGUCAGUUAUGUCCCAGAAGUUGGUGUUCAGGAACACAUGAAAGAGCAUGGAAGUGACCCACUCUGGAAAAUUAGGUACACAUCAAAUGGGAGCUCACUAUUCACUGCUUGUGACAAGGGCGUCAUCCGAAGGUACCGCCGUUUUCCGGACCACCACGAGUACGUAGGCGAGCUGUUCCACCACAGCAGUGACGUGGAGGAUAUUGAUAUCUCGCCUUAUGACGAGUUCCUAGUGACCGCGUCAAAGGACCACAGUGUGGGUGUGUACAGGCUUGGCCCGCCAAACCAUGGCUUCACCGAAUAUGGCGAGCUAAGAUAGUAGCAAUAGUGUCGACAGCACACCAAACCAUGGUUUCACCGAAUAUGGUGAGCUAAGAUAGUAGCAAUAGUGUCGACAGCACACCAAACCAUGGCUUCACCGAAUAUGGCGAGCUAAGAUGGCAGCAAUAUUAUCUAACAGCAGAACUCUGUAAAUAGCGAAAACACCUGGGCAUCUUCAGCGGUGUCUAGCAAACCACGGUGUUUCAGUAAAACUAAGGGGAUAAAAGAGAUGGGAACACUGGAUGAAACCAGCCGGGAGAUUAGCGAAUGGCACGCAGAAACAUCUGUGUACCAAACCACAGAAAGCAGUCUUGAAGGAGUAGUACUCUGUAAAUUGUGAAUUUGGGGUACUCCAGAGGGCCAUGCAGCCUGCUAACAAGAACCUAGAAGUAUAUAUACGAUAACCCCAAAAAUACCCAUCUUUGGUGUUAUACAAUAACCAAAUUUUUUUCUAUCUUUGAUGUAUAAAUAUGCUAACAAAAAAACAUCCAUAUCUUUGAUGUAUAUAUACAGUAACCAAAAUAUUAUCCAUCUUUGGUAUAAAAAUUGGAUGACUGCUGUCAAACAGUGGCGCGAUUAAAUACAUUUUUGCUAA